This is a messenger RNA of Calidris pugnax (ruff), 1313 nucleotides long. It is a transcript of the gene THNSL2, whose product is annotated as threonine synthase-like 2. NCBI's taxonomy places the organism in Eukaryota, Metazoa, Chordata, Aves, Charadriiformes, Scolopacidae. Gene Ontology annotation, molecular function: pyridoxal phosphate binding. The record is from RefSeq and is a predicted model, not a curated record. The transcript is spliced from 7 exons. Bases 202 to 1191 code for a protein of 329 amino acids. Gene Ontology annotation, biological process: 2-oxobutyrate biosynthetic process; dephosphorylation.
CCUUGGCGAGUUGCGACGGGGAGAAGUUUUCCGUGAGCACAAGUGCAAAGGGUGGCCGGGUUGCAAGCGGCAGCGGUGGCGGCCACGAGUUGCCCGGCCAUUUUUCCUGCCUCUGCGUGGGGUCAAGCGGCCUGCAGCCGUGCCGAGCCGUGCCGAGCCGUGCCGAGGGGCUGCACCGCUGGCCAGAGUGCCCCAGGACCCAUGGAGUAUGUCAGCACACGGGGAGGCACCGGGGCUGUCGGUUUUGAGGAGGCCCUCUUCUCCGGCUACGCACCCGACGGGGGCCUCUUCAUGCCCCAGCACAUCCCCUCGCUGGACGGGGACACCCUUCGAAAGUGGAGCUGCCUCUCCUACCGGGAGCUGGUGAAGGAGCUGUGCUCCCUCUUCAUCACGGCCGAGCUGGUCCCACGGAGCACCCUCAACGACCUGAUCGACAGGGCCUUCAGCAGGUUCAGACACAAGGACAUCAUCCACUUGUCCCGGCUGAAAGAUGGGCUGAAUGUUUUGGAGCUGUGGCACGGGGCUACUUAUGCGUUUAAGGAUCUGUCCUUGUCCUGCACAGGGCAGUUUUUACAGUAUUUCUUGGAGAAAAAGCAGAAGCAUGUCACUAUUGUGGUGGGGACUUCAGGAGACACGGGGAGCUCCGCCAUCGAGAGUGUGAGAGGGCAGAAGAACAUGGACAUCUUUGUUCUGCUGCCCAAAGGGUUCUGCACCCAGAUACAGGAACUUCAGAUGACCACCGUCAUUGAAGACAACGUCCAUGUCUUUGCUGCUCAUGGGAACAGUGAUGAAAUCGAUGAGCCCAUCAAGGAACUGUUCGCUGAUGUGGAUUUUGCCAGAAAAUACAAUCUGAUGAGCUUGAAUUCGGUCAAUUGGUCUAGGAUUAUGGUGCAGAUCGCUCACCACUUCUAUGCUUACUUUCAGUGUGCCCCGUCCCUGGAUACCACUCCGCUGCCAGUGGUGGAAAUUGUUGUGCCAACAGGAGGAGGAGGAAAUAUCACAGCUGGCUGUAUUGCCCAGAAAAUGGGUCUCCCAAUUCGACUUGUUGCCGUGGUUAAUAGCAAUGACAUCAUUCAUAGGACUGUUCAACAAGGAGAUUUCUCGCUGUCGGAGAGCGUGAAGGCUACAUUAGCAUCAGCCAUGGAUAUUCAGGCUCACCAAGAGCAAGAGAAGAGACCAGGAAGAAGAUAGGGAAGACCAGGAGAAAUGCCUCCUCCAUGGCCAUCUGCAACUUGCUCAGAGUAAAACAAGUCUCAGCAGGCAGGCAAAGGCCUCAGAAAUGAAAAGUCAUGGAGAUACAGAAACCAAACACC